AUGGUUUUUGGGCUCCUCUUAGCGACGGGCGCAUCGCUGACGGCCAGCGUCCUGGUACUCCAAGUUGCCGUGCUGCCCCUGAUGUUCCGAUACAAUAAAACGGUCCAGAGGAAAGUGGUAUUCUCUAAUUGCAUAAACUUUCCGAGAAACUUGAACUACGAUAGCCCGUCUAGUUGCAGCGUUACAGGCGGGAGAAACCUCAACAUUGAGUUCCGUUCGAUCGUGGACAAUUGUCUCAUCAGAUUAGGAAUCUGGCAUAUACUGCCGAACUCUGAAAUUAAGGAUGUCGCUGAUCUGAAAACCAAUAAUACCUUUCAUGAGCUUAAGAAUAGCAGGAAUCCUGUCAUACUGUAUUGUCAUGGUAACUCAAACCACCGCGCUUCCCCACACCGCUUGAAGAUAUACAGCGUGUUCCAGGAGCUAAAUUUCCACGUUGUCACUUUUGAUUACAGAGGUUACGGAGAUUCAACGAAGGUGAAGCCAACAGAACGAGGCGUGGUCGAGGACUUGUUCCACGUGUACUCGUGGCUCCUGAAGACCCUGGAUCUCGAGGAGGAAUCCACGGUUUUCGUUUGGGGACAUUCGUUGGGAACUGCUGUCGCGGCAAAUUUCGUGUCCAACUUGGAAGAGCUGUGUCAAGAGAGAGGCUCAGAGAAACUGAGGCUUCCUGAUGCGCUGGUCUUGGAGGCUCCCUUCAAUAAUUUGAAGGACGAAAUCGCCAAACAUCCUCUAUCGAAACUGGUUUCCUGGCUGCCCUACUUCAAGAAUACGUUCGUAAAACCGUUCACCGAUUCUCCAGAUUAUUCGUUCACGACUGAUGAGUAUCUCGCCGUGGUUCCGGACCUUCCGAUUUUGAUGCUACAUUCGAAAGGGGACAGAGUCGUUCCCUAUGAGUUGGCGGUUAAGUUACAGAACAAAUUGGUACAGUCCAGAAAAUCUUCGAGCGCUCCGUUUACUUUUCAAACUUUUGAAAGGGAACACAGCAUUGGUCACAAUAAUCUGUGUGAAGCAAAACAUUUUAAAUCAGCAAUCACGGAUUUCCUACGGCUCAUAGAAGAAAGAAAAAAAAACUAA
This is a messenger RNA of Bombyx mandarina (wild silkworm), 1074 nucleotides long. RefSeq names its product lysophosphatidylserine lipase ABHD12. Gene Ontology annotation, cellular component: endoplasmic reticulum membrane. Lineage: Eukaryota; Metazoa; Arthropoda; Insecta; Lepidoptera; Bombycidae. Gene Ontology annotation, biological process: monoacylglycerol catabolic process; phosphatidylserine catabolic process. Gene Ontology annotation, molecular function: monoacylglycerol lipase activity; phosphatidylcholine lysophospholipase A1 activity. The record is from RefSeq and is a predicted model, not a curated record.